Molecule: messenger RNA, 3569 nt
Organism: Lineus longissimus
Lineage: Eukaryota; Metazoa; Nemertea; Pilidiophora; Heteronemertea; Lineidae
Exons: 20
Coding region: 260-2413 (717 amino acids)
Source: RefSeq, a predicted model, not a curated record
UAUUUUAGAGAUCACAUCUGCGAGACUGGAUAUAAUCAAGACGAGCGGAUAUAAGUAAUAUGUCCCCGGCGAGAAAUAAAUACACAGUGACAAUUUCCGAUAUUCGGGAUACUUCGCUCAGUGAAAUAAUAAUUCACGUCCAGUUUUAGACUUUUCCCAACUUUUGAAAGAAGCCAUGUUUGACUUCCUGCGGGCCACAUGUUAAUAAAGUUCACGAACAGCCGCGGCCUUUAAAAUCCCGAUCAAUGAGACAAGCAUCAUGAGUCAUUUGACAUGCAACAAGUGGAGGCAGUUGGAAUUAGAAGAAAGGAAAGCAAGAGCCAGACGGGCAUUUAACAAGGAUGAUUUACCUGAUUUGGUUGAGCGCAGGUUUAAGGAGUUAACAGAGAUGACCAAGCCGGUCAUCCGGCCACAUUCCAUCUUUGACCAACUGGACGAUGAGAUCAAGGAGCGAGUAUUGCGAAUGAUCGACGUUGGACCAGUAGAGUUUACGAAGAUGCGGCGGAAGGGAUGGAAGACACCCAAUAUGUUCCAAUAUGCUGGACGCAUGGCGCUCAUCAUUGCAAAGGCUUGUAAUUCCCGAAAACGAUACCUGCGGGAGUCGGUUGAUGGCGGUCCUGUCGGGAAGGGGAAGGUGAAGCGAAUAAGUGAACUUACCAAUAAAGGAGGAACGAAAAGUAGUCUCGGUUGGGACAUGUCUCUGAGUCUGUACACCAGGCCAGAAUUCAGGACGGACAAACAUCUGAAGAUGAUCACCUGGAUUCUUCGGGCGACCCGGGCGUUCACCCAUCUCUUCCCUGCCGAGAUGGAACUUGAAUGUGCAAGACAUGUGUGCUAUGGAAGAUAUGACGAUGGCCGGCUUAUUGCCCACCAGGGAAGAGCCCCAGAUUGGUUCUAUUACGUCAUUUCCGGUAAAAUACAGAUGUUACGUCAGUACGAUUUGAAUUCUGGUAUGGUGACCAAAUCGAUAGGGACGCUGUCCAAGGAUAUGACAACUAAACCGGAAGAACUCGAGCAGGGUAUACCCCGUGAGUACAAUCUUGUCGCCAAAGGAGCAGUAGAGGUGUUAAUAUUACAUAAGUCGGCUUUCGAAGAACUACUUCAGACGAACGAGGGUCCACCGAUAGAUUUCCUGAGAAACAUAGAACUGUUUGAGGAAUUUCCCAUCGAUGAAUUCAUGACACACCAAGAAUCCAUUGAAUACAAAUACUACGGCGAAAAUAAAGUUGUAGUGAAAGAUACAAACCGGACGCCGUGGUUACACAUAGUUAAAUCGGGUCAAAUAAAAGUUGUGAGGCGCCAAGACGUGGUAGACACCCAGAGUGACCAGGAAACAUUCGAAAGACAAGAGACGGAUUCUUUGGGGUGCAUCAAAUUCCCGAGCCAUGCGAACGCGAUGUUAGGUUACUCCUACAAACAGAAGAAAAACAGGGAAAACUUGGCAAAGAGCACCCUCAGCUUACCAGAGAUCAGUAACCAGUCGGACCUGGUGACUAACCCCCACGGGCAGACCCUCGAUGGCGACGAACCCCUCGCAGUGCUACAAACUAUCGGCGAAGAAGACUAUGAAAAUCUGUCAGAGAAUGCAGAGGACGACCAGCUCUCCCAUACGAACAGCCUCGUCACCCAGUCACUGGAGCCAAGAGAGGAGCCACACAUAGUCGAUAACGAGAGUGGCGCCGCCAGUGCCUCUGAGGAGACCAAGUCCGAGGACGAGUUUGUCGGCAUGUCCGUGAAGGGAGGCAAUAGCAACGAUACCAACAAGCUGCUGGCUCCAUUUUCUGUCGGGAUAAGAAUGAAGCGAAUCAGGAAAGAAUCUUCGGCCCUCCCGCCAAUCAACAUCCCGAUGGCCGAAAUGGACCCAUCAGAUUUCCAGCCCCACCCGUUCUACCUGACCCGUGAGAAGACUUGUGCCUCGUCCGUGAUCCUGCCCGCGGCGAGCAAGGAGAAGGAGAGGGCAGAGAGGAGGGCGUAUCUGCAGCUCGGCGCUUUGAAGGCGGGGGAUGUCUUUGGCUUGGAUACAAUACAUUUCGGUACGGAUAAAGAGGGCCUAGAACAUAUAGAGGCUCCAGUUGCAUCGGAAGGUCCAGGGUUCAGCUUGGUAAGCGAUGGGGCAGAGGUGAUCAGGAUAAGCAAGCGAUUCUUCUUACAAAAUGCCAAGAACAAUACCAUGCUCAAGGUGGACACGUUGCAUAAACAUUACCUGAAUAAGGAGGAUGCCAAGACCGCCCUCUAUCAGCAAGAGGUUUGGUCCAAAUACAAGAGUGUGCUGAUGCAACGAAUAGUCAAGAAAGUUCUACAAAAACAUUCACCGAAACAUAAGAAGCCGAAAAGUCAAUUAGAUGCACCAUUAGGACACACACCCCGGUCAAUGGGGAGUGAGGUGCUUGUUUCAAGGUCCCCGCGAAAAUAAUUUAUUCCCUCACUUGUGAUUGGUCAGUUCAGAAAACAAACCCGAUGAAGCAGGAUUGCGACCUUCUGAUUGGCUAAUAUAAUACGAUAGACUAUUUUGGAUGUGAGUGCCUGAUUGCCUACCACAGGAAGCCUUUUUCUCGUUACAAAGUUACCUUCCGCGUGAUCUUCAGCCUGCUCUGGGGAAGAUAGGACCUCGGCUGUAGAAUCUCGCAUCCUCCGGUAGCAACCCUUUGUAUCUUUCCCAAAAUAGACUCAAAGUACAUUGUAUGUGAGUGUAUUUUCGAAACAACCCAAAGGCCCGCUAUGGGAGAUGCAAUCUCGAUUCGGUUUCAUUCAAUGGACCAUGAAGAGUCUAUUACGUGAUACAUAUAGAGCAGCAGCAUUAACCACUAAGCGACGAGGCUUCUAGGAAUGUGGAGAACACAAAGCUAAAAGUUCGAAAAAGUCAGUGUUGUAAAAUGUGUAAAAGGUGUAUUUCCAGGAUGUAUAGAACAAAAUGAAUACACCUUUCUUAUCCGCCGUAACAUUUCACUCCUGGAAUUUUAUUUUCGCAAAUAAUCGAGAUUCUGGGAAGUAAAAAUAUUUUUUCACUGGAAAACGGAAAGAAAUUACGUCGUUAUCCGCCAAAACAAAAAUCCUGAUCGUGAAAAAUUUUAAUGAUAUUUUCGCGAAUUGCAUGUUCGCGUUUAAAGCCCCCGCAAACAAGUGAUUUAAACCGCUACGACUUACGAUUUAAAUCGCACGCGCCGAUAAUCGCUCGUUUGCGGAGCGCUUUACAAAAUCGUCGUCUGCUAUUUCAUUAGACGUGAUAGUGCAACGUCAGGGUGCCGUCAUUCAUCGACGUCAUUAUACAUGUACUUUAUGACAUUCGAAAAUGGAGGCACACUACCCUGGUUUAUCUUGAUAUUGUACGAAUGACUUUAAAAUAAAUGAUUGAAGUAUUACAAUUGUUUGUGACGUAAUUUGCACAGUUCAGCAUGGCCAAGCAAAUUGGUUCUCCACGCCUCCGCAAGAAGCCAGGGUUUAACGCGGUGCAUGUUGGGUGCCAAUUUGCAUGGCGAAUGUAAAGCAGUACAUGUCACAUGACAGGAAGUCUCCAAUCAUCUCUUCCCAAGGAAAGUGACGAGCAAUACUUUCGAGGCGAAAAGAAGGCG